AUGCUGCAUGGAUCAUAUUCACUGGAGCAGUUUUUGGUGCUGCAAAAAACGCUGCAAUAUGUUAUUAGUUCUUUUGGCAAUCCGACAUCGUACGCUAGAAUUGAUUCACCACACGGAAAAGUUGAUUUCUAUCAUAUUAAUCCGACAGUUCAAGUAAUCGUAGUUCUUGUGGAUACUGCUGAAGUAGCUGAAGAAUAUCUGAAUGGAAACACGGAUGCUAAGAAAACCAAUAACUAUGCUGUCUACUUAUGCUACCGUUGGAGCAAGCGCAGGCAAGUCAUGAGUCAAAAGCCAUUUGUUGAAAAUAACGGAUAUCUUCAAUACAACUUUACUGAGAUUAUUUAUUACUGUUUAGAUACUGCCGCCGGAAAUUAUGCGUUCCCUGGUGUCGGAGGGUUAGUCGGUGGAAUAGUCGGUGGAGCGUUUGGUGGAGUUAUUGGUGGUGCUGUUGGUAGAUAUUAUGGUGUGGAUGAUGGUGGAACGAUAGUUAAAAACCUGGAUUUGCGUAGACAUGUUUGA
Messenger RNA from Caenorhabditis remanei, 519 nucleotides. RefSeq lists its product as uncharacterized. The transcript is spliced from 3 exons. The coding region runs from base 1 to 519 and encodes 172 amino acids. The record is from RefSeq and is a predicted model, not a curated record. NCBI's taxonomy places the organism in Eukaryota, Metazoa, Nematoda, Chromadorea, Rhabditida, Rhabditidae.